This is a messenger RNA of Melozone crissalis (California towhee), 6055 nucleotides long. RefSeq names its product ubiquitin protein ligase E3 component n-recognin 3 (gene UBR3). Lineage: Eukaryota; Metazoa; Chordata; Aves; Passeriformes; Passerellidae. The coding region runs from base 51 to 5600 and encodes 1849 amino acids. The transcript has 39 exons. Gene Ontology annotation, molecular function: ubiquitin protein ligase activity; zinc ion binding. The record is from RefSeq and is a predicted model, not a curated record. Gene Ontology annotation, cellular component: ubiquitin ligase complex; cytoplasm. Gene Ontology annotation, biological process: protein ubiquitination; ubiquitin-dependent protein catabolic process via the N-end rule pathway.
UCGCGGACCCGGAGCCCGGCGCGGCCGUAACGGCCCCUCGGUGUCCCGUCAUGGCGGGGGCCGGCGCCAGCAGCAGGGACAAGCGGGAGACGGCGGCGCGGCUGAAGGCGGCGCUGGGUGGCGAGAGCGGCGCGGCGGCGGCGGCGGAGCUGCGGACGCUGCUGGAGCUGGUGCUGGCCCCGGCGGCGGGCCCCGGCGGUGGCGAGGCGGCGGGCGAGGCGCUGGAGUGGUGCCGCUGCCUGCUGUCGGGCGGGGAGCCUUGGGACAGCUUCGUGCAAGCCGUGCGGGCCUACGACCCCGCCACGCUAUGCGGCCUGGUUUGGACCGCCAACUUCGUGGCCUACCGGUGCCGGACGUGCGGGAUCUCGCCUUGCAUGAGCCUGUGCGCCGAGUGCUUCCACCAGGGAGAGCACGCCGGGCACGACUACAACAUGUUCCGGAGCCAGGCGGGGGGCGCCUGCGACUGCGGCGACAGCAACGUCAUGCGGGAGGCCGGGUUUUGUAAAAGACACCGGAUUAAAUCGAAUUCAAAUGUUCCAUGUGUUCCAAAACACUUAUUGAUGAUGUCAGAAUUAGUUCUUCCACAGUUCAUCUUUAGUCUGAUUCAGCAUUUACGAGAGGGAUAUAAUGAGCCUGCUCUUGAUCUGCCAUCGGAGAAAGACCUUCAUAAAAUUCUCCAGGUUUUGGAGCCUCAUGUUUCCUUCCUAGAAGACUUGACCAAAAUGGGAGGUGCAAUGAGAUCAGUUCUUACCCAGGUUUUAACUAGCCAACAGUUCUACAAAGAUCUUAGCUCUGGUGUUGGAGAGAAUGCAUGUGCAAAGAAAAGUCAUGAAAAGUACCUCAUUGCUUUGAAAGGCUCUGGGUUGGCAUUUCCUGAAGAUAAAAUUGCAUGUAAUAUGCAGGAACAAGGAGCUGGAACUAGCACAUUAUCUGUUCAAGGUUUGGCAGGUGGUACAGCAACAUCAGGACAAGGGGAUUCUUCAGAUGAGGAGGACCAGGAUGGUAGCCAAGGUGUGGGAAAGCGCAAGAGGGUGAAACUAAGCAGCACCACCAAAGAUCAGUCUAUCAUGGAUGUUUUGAAGCAUAAAUGUUUUCUAGAAGAACUAUUAUUUUGGACAAUAAAAUACGAGUUUCCGCAGAAGAUGGUGACUUUCUUACUCAACAUGCUACCAGAUCAAGAUUAUAAGAUUGCUUUUACAAAAACAUUUGUUCAGCAUUAUGCUUUUAUUAUGAAAACACUGAAGAAAAGCCAUGAAUCAGACACCAUGUCUAAUAGAAUUGUGCAUAUCAGUGUUCAGUUGUUCAGCAAUGAAGAACUAGCACGCCAAGUAACAGAAGAAUGCCAACUGCUGGAUAUUAUGGUCACUGUUCUGUUGUACAUGAUGGAAAGUUGCCUUAUUAAAAGUGAAUUGCAAGAUGAAGAGAAUAGUUUACAUGUUGUGGUGAAUUGUGGGGAAGCACUACUGAAGAAUAACACUUACUGGCCCCUGGUUAGUGAUUUUAUAAACAUACUUUCACACCAAAGUGUGGCAAAGAAGUUUUUGGAAGAUCAUGGUCUUUUGGUAACAUGGAUGAAUUUUGUAUCAUUUUUUCAAGGUAUGAAUUUAAAUAAACGGGAGUUGAAUGAGCACGUGGAGUUUGAAUCACAGACAUACUAUGCUGCCUUUGCUGCUGAGCUGGAGGCCUGUGCCCAGCCCAUGUGGGGUCUGCUGUCACACUGCAAAGUUAGGGAAACACAGGAAUACACACGCAAUGUUGUCAGAUACUGCCUUGAAGCACUUCAAGACUGGUUUGAUGCGAUCAACUUUGUGGAUGAGCCAGCACCUAACCAAGUUACUUUUCAUUUGCCACUGCACCGUUACUUUGCCAUGUUUUUAAGUAAGGCUGUUAAAUGCCAAGAACUAGAUCUGGAUGCUAUCCUGCCAGAUCAGGAGAUGCUGAUGAAACUCAUGAUUCACCCACUUCAGAUUCAGGCAAGUCUUUCUGAAAUUCACAGCAAUAUGUGGGUUAGAAAUGGUCUACAAAUUAAAGGACAGGCCAUGACUUAUGUGCAGUCUCAUUUCUGCAAUUCAAUGAUUGAUCCUGACAUUUAUCUGCUGCAAGUCUGUGCCUCUAGACUGGACCCAGAUUAUUUUAUUUCAUCUGUUUUUGAAAGAUUUAAGGUGGUGGAUCUGUUAACAAUGGCUUCACAGCAUCAAAAUACAGUUCUUGACUCAGAACAUGAAAGGUCCAUGCUGGAAGGAGCCUUAACAUUUUUGGUCCUUUUGUUAAGUCUUCGUUUACACUUAGGAAUGACAGAUGAUGAGAUCCUCAGAGCGGAGAUGGUAGCCCAACUGUGUAUGAAUGACAGGACACACAGUUCAUUACUGGAUCUCAUUCCAGAAAACCCUAAUCCUAAAAGUGGUAUUAUUCCAGGAAGUUUAAGCUUUGAAUCAGUCCUGUCAGCAGUUGCUGACUUUAAAGCCCCUGUUUUUGAGCCUGGAGGUUCCAUGCAACAAGGAAUGUACACACCUAAAGCUGAAGUUUGGGAUAAGGAAUUUGACCCUGUCAUGGUAAUACUUCGAACAGUUUACCGCAGAGAUGUGCAGUCUGCCAUGGACAGAUACACAGCAUUCUUAAAGCAAAGUGGCAAAUUCCCUGGAAACCCAUGGCCUCCUUACAAGAAGAGAACACCGCUACACCCAAGUUACAGAGGGCUCAUAAAGCUUUUGCACUGUAAAACUCUGCACAUUGUGCUCUUCACACUUCUUUACAAGAUAUUAAUGGAUCAUCAGAAUUUAUCAGAGCAUGUGCUUUGCAUGGUUUUAUAUUUGAUUGAGCUGGGGUUGGAAAAUUCUCCUGAACAAGAAUCAGAUGAAGAGGAGUCUGCAGGUGGACAAGAGCGUUGCCACGAUAGUUGGUUUCCAGGCAGUAAUUUGGUUUCUAACAUGCGUCACUUCAUUAAUUAUGUCCGAGUAAGAGUACCAGAAACUGCUCCUGAGGUGAAGAGAGAACCACCUGCAAGUACAAGUUCUGAUGGUUUAGCUUCAUCACAAAACUCAGGGACAGCUCAAGUGUUCAGUUUGGUGGCAGAACGUAGGAAGAAAUUUCAGGAGAUCAUCAAUCGGAACACCAGUGAGGCAAAUCAGGUGGUUCGGCCCAAAACAUCGAUGAAAUGGUCAGCACCUGGUGCAACUCCACAGUUAACCACAGCCAUUCUAGAGGUCAAGGAGAGCAUACUGUCUUUGCUGAUUAAAUUGCAUCACAAACUCUCAGGAAAACAAAACUCUUACUAUCCCCCAUGGCUGGAUGAUGUGGAUGUUUUAAUCCACCCAGAAAUUCCGAGAUACUCGCAUGGAGAUGGAAUGACAGCAGUAGAAAGAAUUUUACUGAAAGCUGCUGUACAGAGCAGACUGAAUAAACGUAUCAUUGAAGAGAUAUGCAGGAAGGUGACACCUCCUGUACCACCAAAAAAGAUCAGUUCUGCAGAGAAGAAAACUUUGGAUAAAGAAGAAAGACGACAGAAGGCCAGAGAAAGGCAACAGAAACUGUUGGCUGAAUUUGCCUCGAGGCAGAAAAGCUUCAUGGAAACUGCCAUGGAUGUUGAAUCACCAGAUGCUGACAUUGCCAUGGAGGUAGCUACAUCUGAACAGCAUGUUUCUGAGGCAAUAUAUGACUGUGUUAUUUGUGGACAAAGUGGCCCUUCUACUGAAGACAGACCUACAGGGCUAGUUGUACUAUUACAGGCAUCCUCAGUGCUGGGGCAGUGCCGCAAUAGCACGGAGCCCAGGAGGCUCCCCACGACUGAAGAGGAGCAGAUCUAUCCCUGGGACACCUGUGCCGCGCUGCAUGACGUCAGGCUGACCACGCUGCAGCGCUACUUCAAAGAUAGUUCCUGCCUACAAGCAGUGUCAAUAGGCUGGGAAGGAGGUGUUUAUGUACAAACCUGUGGUCACACUUUACACAUAGAUUGUCACAAAUCUUACAUGGAAUCCUUACGGAAUGACCAAGUCCUCCAGGGUUUUUCAGUGGACAAAGGAGAAUUUACCUGUCCCCUGUGUAGGCAGUUUGCCAACAGCGUUCUUCCUUGUUAUCCUGGAAACAACAUGGAAAGAAGCAUUUGGCAAAGUCACAGUAACAAGUGUUUGCAAGAUCUUGUGCAAGAGGUGGAAGAGCUUCAAGAACAGCUGGGAACUUUCCCAUCUGAAACCAAUCUCAGUAAAGAAAUGGAAUCUGUAAUGAAAGAUAUAAAAAGUACCACACAGAAGAAGUAUACAGAUUAUAGUAAGACUCCUGGAUCACCUGACAAUGAUUUCCUGUUUAUGUAUUCUGUAGCCAGAACAAACUUGGAACUUGAGCUGGUCCACCGAGGAGGAAAUUUGUGUUCAGGAGGUGCGAGCACAGCUGGGAAAAGAUCAUGUUUAAAUCAGCUGUUUCACGUGCUGGCCAUGCACAUGCGCCUCUACAGUAUAGACUCUGCAUACAAUCCCUGGAGGAAACUAACCCAGCCCUCGCAGGAGACAAACUCAGAGCUGGUAAGUGAAGAACUGCCAGAAGUUCCUGUGCUUUACAGAGAUGUCUCAUCCCUUUUGCUUAUCCAGAUUUUAACCAUGCCUCAGCCAUUGCACAGAGAACACUUCACCUGCAUUAUAAAAGUGCUGUUCACUUUAUUGUAUACUCAAGCCUUGGCAGCACUUUCUGUUAAAUGCAGUGCUGAAGAUAGGAUGGCAUGGAAAGAGUCAGGAGCUCUCAAAAAGAAUACAUCCAGUGGAGAAAAAUCUUGGGAAGUAUUGCUGGGUCAUGUGAUUAGUGAACUAUCUAAGGGGAAGAUAUAUGAAGAAGAAGAGACUGAAGAAUUACCAGUGGUAACCCCGGACUCUGUCGAGUGCUAUCUGCAGCAGUUCUGCCUGCCUUUCCUCAGGAUCACAAGCCUUCUUCAACACCAUCUCUUUGGAGGGGAUUUGCCUAGUUGUCAGGAAGAUGAAGAAUUCACCGUUCUUGCAAGCUGCCUGGGUCUGUUACCAUCUUUUCAGUCAGCUCAUCAGUUCACCAGUGCCUCUUGUCUUGAUUGGCCAGUGCCAGCAUUUGACAUGAUAUCACAGUGGUGCUCAGAACUGGCUUCAUUUGCAGAUAGACAUCCAGAUCAAGUAAAGGCUUUGCUUAUCCAGGAACCUAAGUGGGACUUGCCCCACCUCCUUCAGUUGCCUGAGAACUACAAUACCAUUUUUCAGUAUUAUCACAGAAAAACUUGUUCCGUUUGUACCAAGGUUCCUAAAGAUCCUGCUGUUUGCUUAGUUUGUGGUACUUUUGUAUGCUUGAAAGGACUGUGCUGUAAACAACAGAGCUACUGUGAAUGUGUACUGCAUUCUCAAAACUGUGGAGCUGGAACAGGAAUAUUCCUUUUGAUUAAUGCAUCUGUAAUCAUCAUCAUACGAGGCCAUCGUUUCUGCCUUUGGGGUUCUGUUUAUCUCGAUGCACACGGGGAAGAAGACAGAGAUCUUAGGCGUGGUAAACCCCUAUACAUAUGCAAGGAAAGAUACAAAGUGCUUGAACAGCAGUGGGUGUCUCAUACUUUUGAUCAUAUCAAUAAAAGAUGGGGGCCACAUUAUAAUGGCUUGUAAAUCAUCGUCAUCAUCAUCUACACACCAUGUAACUGCUGUUACCAUGAAUGAAUGCAUCUUGACUGACAAUAGCUUUAACUGAACAGGAGUUUGGCUCCUUGGCUCGAGGUGGAAGCGGGUAUGGGCUUAAAAGGGAAAUGGAACUUUGUCAACAUGUGGAAUCUGUGCAAAAUGAGCUGUUGUUGCUACAAAAGAAUGAUACAAUAAUUGAAAUUAAAUCCUCAAAAUGGUGUGAGCAAUCUUAUUGCACUCAGUAGUCUAUUUUUCUUGUGUUUUUUAAAGUCCAUUAUUGUUAAGAAGCACAAAUUUACUUGGAGUUGUUUAGAGGCUCCAGGGGUAGCUGUCUGGGUUUUAUUUUACUUUGCAUGGAAUUGAGUUUUUAGCAAUUUUUGCUGAAACGGUGUAUAUGUCUAUUACAUCUACUAAGUAUGUUGGAUAAAAUUCCUUUGCCUUUU